AUGAUUCUUAGUCAUUAUGAAAUUCAACAUCUGCUGACAACCGUAAAAAAGGGCUUUAGCUGCCUCAGCAAACUCAUCAAGAAACAGCAUAGCUCUUCAUCAUCAACCACUUCGGUCUCUUGUGGUUCUGGAGGAGAAUCGGUUGCUGUUGUUUCAUCAGAGCCAUUCCAGACUGCGACAAAGUCCGAGAAACAGGAAACACCAAUACGUUCGGGGACUUUUGAUAGCAUGGAUAAAUUUGCGGGACACAAAGAACCGGACAUAACUCCAAUGGGCUUCAAAGUCCCACCCCCACGUCCCAUCGUUUCCAUUCCACCACCACCACCACUGUUGUUGGAUGGAAUAAACGCUACACAGCUUCCCAUUCCGGAAUCUCCCAUGCCGCACAAUAUGAAGCCAAAGAAAACAUUUUCAGCGCCAUAUAGGUUAAAAAAAGUUUGUGUUACCCCACUUAGUAAAACCAAACUCAACAAGGAUUCUGUUUGGGUUAAAAUAGAUGAGGGAGAGUUGUUGAGCGACACAUUCGUUCGAAAGCUUCACCGGCGUUUUCGAAUAAAAGAAAACAUUCGACUGACGAACGAUGGAGCCGUAAGUGAAGUCACCUCGAUCGUGACGUCCACAAAUCUGUGCAAACAGUUGGAAGGGAUUCAGCUUACAGCAGGCUUGGAUGAAAACACGUCCAUCACACAACGGUUCCAUCGCAUUGGCUCAAAACGGUUUGGUUUGAGGCGUUACAGCCUUGAGCUGUUUUCCGCAAAAGUUGCCCAGACCCUGGCGAUUUCAAUGGCCUCCAUACAUCGGGAACCAUCGGAGAUAGCGGGCGAUAUCAUUAACCUACGAACAAGCGCAAAUUCUUGUGAAGCAGAUACUACUUUGGAGGCAAUCACUGGUCGCGAGGACCUUUGUGACAUUAAGUUCCCCGAAAUGCUGCUUGAUACGCUGACCGCUAAUUUACCUCCAAUGGAUCGAAUACUCAAGCUAUCUGACUGCCCAACUGAAUACAGUACGAACGAUGGAGCCGUAAGUGAAGUCACCUCGAUCGUGACGUCCACAAAUCUGUGCAAACAGUUGGAAGGGAUUCAGCUUACAGCAGGCUUGGAUGAAAACACGUCCAUCACACAACGGUUCCAUCGCAUUGGCUCAAAACGGUUUGGUUUGAGGCGUUACAGCCUUGAGCUGUUUUCCGCAAAAGUUGCCCAGACCCUGGCGAUUUCAAUGGCCUCCAUACAUCGGGAACCAUCGGAGAUAGCGGGCGAUAUCAUUAACCUACGAACAAGCGCAAAUUCUUGUGAAGCAGAUACUACUUUGGAGGCAAUCACUGGUCGCGAGGACCUUUGUGACAUUAAGUUCCCCGAAAUGCUGCUUGAUACGCUGACCGCUAAUUUACCUCCAAUGGAUCGAAUACUCAAGCUAUCUGACUGCCCAACUGAAUACAGUAACCUUAUUGAGUCAGACCAGCUGAUCUACUUUCUCGCUCCACUUCGGCACCGACUACCAGCUCAUCUCCAUGCGAUGAAAAUGUUGUUAAAUUUUGACUCCACAGCAGAACAAGUUAAGGCUGCACUUCACACCGCUUGUGACUGCUUGGCUGAAAUCCGAAAUUCCAUAUCAAUACCCCGACUUCUGUCAUGUGCUUUGGCUCUAGUGAACGCAUUGAAUUCUGCUGGCUAUGAGAGACUGUCACCAGAAUGUGCCCCAAACCGACGACCGCUCGUCGGCUUUCAGGUCAGAAACCUUGUCCGGCUUAUAGAUACAAAAGACAGCUCAAAUACGCGAUCAUUGAUAGACUAUGUCGUGGAACUCAUGGAAGUAAACUUCGGCAAAUCAGUGCACCAGUGGCCAAAAGAGAUCGCCUCUCUUGAUUCUGCUCAGAAGCUUUACAACGCAAAGCUGGUUGAGGAAAAUUUAGUGGGUAUCCGGCGAGAUAUCGCCCGACUGGAGAUCGACUUACGUGGCGUUGGUGGUACUAUCGAAACGUCCGAUCAACUUGGACAAACAAACACAUCUUUUCAGACAGACGUUGCGAAUACAUUGCGCGGAAAUUUUAUCUUCAGAAAACGCAUGAGUGUAUUCUUGGACCACGCAACACAAGAACAGGGCAGAUUAAACCAACUGCACCAGGCAUUUAGUGAGCGGUUCUCAAAGGUCGCCGUGUAUCUUGCUUUGGAUCGAUCAAAAUACACAGCGGACCAGCUUUUCGCCGACUUGCGAACGUUCCGUGACAUGUAUCAGCGAGCCCAAUUACUACGAGGGUGCAAUCCAGAACACCGGAACUGAGCUACCUUCAGAAAAACGUUCUCAUUCCCAAUGAUUUUCUUGUACCCCGGUAUUCAAAAUAACUUUAUGCCCGUUUACGUUGCAACAAGCUUGACAUUUGUCCCAUAUUUAUAUUAAGAGAUUGCUAGGCGAAUGUAACGUGUGUUUCUAUUUUUAAUAUACUUAACCCCGA
Opisthorchis viverrini is the source of this 2449-nucleotide messenger RNA. RefSeq lists its product as hypothetical. The coding region runs from base 1 to 2277 and encodes 758 amino acids. The transcript has 9 exons. Gene Ontology annotation, cellular component: actin filament; cytoplasm. The record is from RefSeq and is a predicted model, not a curated record. Gene Ontology annotation, biological process: actin filament polymerization. Gene Ontology annotation, molecular function: microtubule binding; actin binding. NCBI's taxonomy places the organism in Eukaryota, Metazoa, Platyhelminthes, Trematoda, Opisthorchiida, Opisthorchiidae.